Messenger RNA from Cetraspora pellucida, 903 nucleotides. Lineage: Eukaryota; Fungi; Glomeromycota; Glomeromycetes; Diversisporales; Gigasporaceae. The record is from the annotation of a GenBank genome assembly.
AUGAAAUCACGAGAAGGCGGGCUUAAAAAAGAAGUUAAUCGUCUAGGAAAAUAUAUAGGAGAACGUGUGGACUGCCUAAAGGAUAAUGUAGAUGAAUUACUUGCUAUGAGACGUUACAAUCAUAGCAAAAAAUCCAUAAAUAGUUCAUCCGAGUCCAGUUCAUCUGAGUCAAGUUCAUAUGAAGAAACUAUUACAAUAGUUGAGAGAUCUGAGGAACACGAUUCGGAUUAUGCGCCAUGCAAAGCACCUAUCAGCCAAAAAAAGAAGAUUCACAAAGUGAACCCAGGCAAAGUAAUGCGUAUAAAGAAAAAACCUGGCAACAAGAAGGCGAAACCUAGAAGGAAUCCGACUCAAGCAAAUGAGACAAGAGUGGAAAUUACGCCUCUUAAUCUACCGAUUUACAGAUCUGAUUGGAUUUGUAUGGAGCACGGAUGGGGGUUUAAAACAACGUGUAAUUACGCAAAUAAACGUGAGCGGUCUUCAAGAUCUUGUGCGAUCUUAGCAAUAAACAGACCAAGCGACGGAUCAAGAGAUAAUAAUCUCGAAAAAAUCAUCUUAACAUUAAGUAAUGAGCUUCAAAGAAUGCGUACAGAAGCUGAAUGGAAAAACGAUACAGCAUCUCAAGCGGGAUCUAAUCGAUUCUCUUCCACAAGUCACGUUUCCAUGGGACAUUAUUCCGAAUAUACGGAAGAAUAUGAAACAUACUGGGUCGAAUUUACGGCUCUUUUUAAUAAUAGGAGAAAAAAGGAAAGUCGCUCUCCAACACAAAUGUACAACAUUUUGUCAAUCGAAAUCGGCCUUAGCGCUAGCACAUUAGCUAGUUUUUAUCGACAUCAAAAAUCGCCAAGAACAACUUCUAUGGAUAAAAUCAUCGAAUGGGAUCCGAGAACUCCCUCCUCUUAA